This is a messenger RNA of Lactuca virosa, 678 nucleotides long. NCBI's taxonomy places the organism in Eukaryota, Viridiplantae, Streptophyta, Magnoliopsida, Asterales, Asteraceae. The record is from the annotation of a GenBank genome assembly.
AUGAGUGCUAUUAAUGCCUUGCAGAAGUUACCAGAUCAAGUACAUGCAGAUGUGAUUAGUGUUAUGCUGGAAAACACCGAGUGUUUAAAUUUAGAUCACUUCUCUUGCUUGUUGCCUUUACUUUUGGGAUUACUUGAUAGCAACACAGAGAGGCAUAUAAACGUGUCAUUGAAAAUGUUAUUGAAGCUUGUAGCUGUGAUAGUGAGACAAUCUGUAGAUAAAGCAGAAUUUCAAGAUUCUAGUGAAAAGAAACUAAACUUGCUAUUCAACCACUGUGAAAGUGAGGAAGAAUGUGUCCGAAAUGUGGUUGCUAAGUGUCUGGGAAAAAUUGCUUUGAUCAAGCCUUCAAAACUUCUUCCUGCCAUCAAGGAUCAGGAUCGGCAUGUUAGGCAUGCAACUGUUUUGGCUCUGAGUAUAGCUGGCCACAACAAGCCAAAUCUCAUCAAGGGACUUCUUCCAGAACUCUUUCCACUUUUGUAUGAUCAAACAGUUAUUAAGAAAGAACUGAUACGAACGGUGGAUCUUGGACCUUUUAAGCAUACGGUUGAUGAUGGUCUUGAGUUGAGAAAAGCAACUUUUGAAUGUGUAGAUAAAUUGCUUGAUAAUUGUCUUGACCAGAUGAACUUAGUAGAGAUACAUGUAUUCUAUAGAUACAGAUGGAAGCUUGAGCACUGUUGA